UGCCUUCAGCCCAUUUUCAGUUUUCUCACCGAAGUAGAAAUCUCUCUCUCUCUCUCUCUCUCUCUCUCUGCAAUCUGCACACAAAUCCCCAAAACCCCAUUGUCCUUCUCUUUUCAUCUCUAUCCAAGAGUCCUUUCAAUUUCAUGGAGCUUGUGGGCAGAGCUGUGGAGAAAACCUUCCAUGGCCUUGGGACCUUCUCCGGCAUCGUCGAUUCCUACAACUCAUCUUCCGGCUUCUACACAAUCCUCUACGAAGACGGAGAGUCGGAGGAGAUGGACACCGCUGGCGUCAAAUCGAUCUUGCAAGGACCCGAGGAAUUGUUCCCGGUGCAGAUCCAGAAGCAGCGGCGCGGGCGGGGGCCAAAGAAACGGCGGCGGGGUGCAGUGCGGAGCGCUUAUUCAGGUAAUCCCCCAGACACUGAAAUGAGAGAGAGUGGCCGGGGAGAAACCCAGUUGGGAAAUGGUAGUUCUGAUAGCUGGUGCUCGGGAAUUCUGGAGAAGGGCGGGGGUUGUUUUGGGAAUUUGAAGGGGAACGGUUCUGUUGAGGCUGCGGAAGGGGCGGAGGGUUUAUCACGGUUGGAAGAAGGUAGUGUUGGGAGGGAGGUUUCGGAAAUUGUGGAGAAGGGCAGUGGGUAUUUUGGGAAUUCGGAGGAAAGUGCGUCAGCUGACGGGAAUAUGAAGGGGAAUGCUUCUUCGGUGGUUGAAGAAACCCGGAUGAGAGCUGAUGGUUUCGAUGGGAAUUUGGUGGAAAAUGCUUCACCUGCGGCUGUUCAUGAACCCCAAAUGAAGGUAUCUGAUUUAGAGGGAGGCUUUAGGGGAAAUUCUUCGUUUGGGGGCAUCAAGAAAAUCCGAAUAGAAGGCAGUGGGAUCAGCUGGGAUUCGAAGGAAAAUGCUUCUAGGGGUGUUGAACAAAUUCAAAUUGAAGAGUCUGGGAAUUCGGUGGAAAAGGCUGCACGUGUGGCUGUUGAUGAACCCCAAAUGAAGGUAUCUGUUUUGGAGGGAGGUUUUAGGGGAAAUACUUUGUUUGGGGGUGUUGAGAAAAACCGAAUAGAAGGCAGUGGGAUCAGCUGGGAUUUGAAGGAAAAUGCUUCUAGGGGUGUUGAACAAAUUCAAAUUAAAGAGUCUGGGAAUGCUUUAUUUGGAGCUGUUGGAGACACUGAAAUGAUAGGUGGCAGUUUUGAUGGAAAAUUGAAGGAAAGUGAUAUUUCUGGGGUCGACGGAGGAACCCGCAUGGAUAGUAUUUGCUUUAGCAAAGAUUUGAAGGAAAAUGCUUCUUCAGGGGCUGUUGAAGAUGCUGAAGUCAAAAGUGGUGGUUUAGGUGGGGAUUUGAAAGGCAAUACUUUUUCUGGGGUUGUUGAAAAAACUGAAACAAGGUGUCAUGGUUUUAGUGAAGAUUUGAAGGAUAAUACUUCAUUUAGAUCGGUUGAAGGCCCUGAAAUGAAGGGUGGCGGUCUCAUUGGAAAUUUGAAGGAAAAGGCUUUCUCUGGGUUUGUUGAAAAAACCCAAUCGGAGGGUAGUGGUUUCGGUGGAGGCCUGAAGAAAAGUGCUCCUUUAGGAGCUGUGGAAGACAUGCAAGAAAAAGGUAGUGGUUCUGAUGGAGAUUUGAAGGGGGAUGUUUCUUCUGGAUUUGUGGAAGAUACCCAAACGAAGGAUAGUAGUUUUGAUGAAUUUCAAACGAAGGAAAGUAAUAUUCAAAGCCUGGAUAUGGAAGGACAUGGCCGAAGGAAAAAAAGGAGACUGUCGGAGCAAUUGAAAUCCACACCUGAGAUGGCAUUGAGGAGAAGUGCUCGCAGAGCGACAGCUACGUUGUCGUCUUCUCCAGAUCCCAUUUUGGGCGUGGAGGAAUUACCUGCAGGUAACACUGUGUCAGCUGGGAUAUGUGUUGGUUUGGAUCAGAUUAAAACUGAAGAGCUGAACAACCCUCCUUCAAAGCUGGAAUUGCCCCCUUCAUCCAAGAAUUUGACUAUAGAUGAGCUUCCUAUACUCGAUUUUUUCUCUGUUUAUGCUUGUUUGAGGUCAUUCAGUACUGUGCUAUUUUUAAGUCCCUUUAGUUUGGAAGCUUUUGUGGCAGCGCUGAAAUGCAACUUUGCUAAUUCCUUAAUAGAUUCCAUACAUAUGUCUAUCUUACAAACUCUGAAACUGCAUCUGGAUUUCCUUUCUAAUGAGGGCUCUGAGUCUGCUUCUGAUUGCCUAAGGAGUAUCAAUUGGGGUUUAUUGGACUUGAUUACAUGGCCUGUUUAUUUGGUUGAGUAUCUAAUUUUUCGUGGUUCGGGAUUGAAGUCGGGUUUCGAGCUUCGUCAUUUGAAGCUCUUGAAUGGCGAAUACUAUAAACAGUUGCCAUCAGUAAAGCUUGAGAUACUUCGGUGUCUAUGUGAUGAUGUUGUUGAAGUGGAAGCCAUAAGGUUAGAGCUUAACAGAAGAACGUUGUCAUCUGAAUUGGAGACAGACACUGAUCGAAACGUGAACAUUGAGAAUUACUCCAAAAGAAUGGAUUCUGUGGACGAUUUGGGCAGUUCUUGUUUGACCCAAGAGGUUGUUGAUGGCUCGGUUGACCCAAAUAGUGAUGAAUGCUGCCUUUGUAAGAUGGAUGGAAGCUUAAUCUGCUGUGAUGGUUGCCCUGCUGCAUAUCAUUCAAGGUGUGUGGGGAUGGCCAAGGAUCUUUUGCCAGAAGGUGAUUGGUAUUGUCCUGAGUGCAUGGUGGAUAAACAUGAUGGAUGGAUAAAGUCAUCAAAGCCUCUCCAAGGAGCAGAGCUUUUGGGAAUUGAUCCCCAUGGACGCCUAUAUUUUGCUACCGGUGGCUAUCUUUUGGUGUCAGGUUCAGGUGAUGCAGAGUCGUCAUAUUACUAUUACAAUAGGAAUGAUUUGAGCAUAGUCAUUGAAGCAUUAAAGUCAUCUGAUACUUCUUAUGGUAGCAUAAUAACCGCAAUCUCCACGCAUUGGGGCCCUCCCGUCCACUGCACUGAAGCAAAAGGUCAUUCUGACAGCGGACCUCAAACCGUACCUACAGGCUUGGAAAUGGACAGUGAAACCUGUAUAACCAAUCUGUUAUCUCCAUCCCCACCACAUUCAAAGCAGGAGAUGGUCAAAGGAGGGGAGGUUGUUGAUGAAAGAAAAUCUAAGGAAAUUUCUGUUACAUGUGAAGAUUUGGACCUUCAAAACUGUAAGGCUUCAGAGCCCAUACGGAGGCUUGAUUCAGUCUCCGCAAUUCAGUUAAUGGAGAUUGCAAGCCCAUUUGCAAGCUCUGAAGGGUCUGCAGAGAUGUCACAAGCGACCGCAUGCAUUCCUGUAUUGGCUCGAGAAACUGGGGCAGAACAGUCCCUGAAAUCCAACAUUGCUAACUCAAUUGAGAUUAAGGGCCCAGAAGAAAUACAUCCUGCCCCUACAGCAUUGGUAAUCAACCCGAGUAAAGGGUCAACUUCUCAAACGCAACUGGAACCCGUUUGCUACAUUAACUAUUACAGUUUUGGUCAGAUGGCUUCGUCUGUUGCUGAAGAACUGACCAGCAAAUCAUCCAAUUGCAUAAAGGAUGAUUCGAAGAAGCCUGCUGAAGAGAUAAUCUCAGCACAACUUAAGGCCAUAUCGAAGAAGUCCACAAACUUUUCAUGGUCGAGCAUCCAUAAGCUGCAUUUGGAAGCAGAAAAGGAAAAAUGUGGGUGGUGCUUCUCUUGUAAAAAUCCCAGUGACCGAGAUUGUUUGUUUAACACUACUGAGACAAAGGUUUCAGAUGGUCCGAAAGUUGGGGCAGUUGGCCUCCGUUCUAAAAGGAAUUGGAAGAGCCAUCUGAUUUCUGUCAAGCAUCAUAUUCUCUCCAUUGAAGAUCGUCUGCGGGGGCUUCUAUCAGGUCCAUGGGAGAAACCACAUCACAGUAAGCAGUGGCGGAAAAACAUUCUCAAGGCACCGGAUGUCGCGUCUGUGAAACCUCUUCUGCUUACAUUAGAGUUGAAUUUGCGGCGUGUUGCACUUUCAACAGAAUGGUUGAAACAAGUGGAUUCUGCGGUUACGGUGGGAUCGGCAUCUUAUGUUUUGACCAUUUCAGAUCCUGUAUUAUCAAAGCAUGGUGGUGGUAGAAAGUUGGCAAGAAAGAAUAAUUCGGUUACUACAUCGAAUCUUACUUCUACUGUGGUAGGUAUCUACUGGUGGAGGGGUGGAAGGCUAUCUCGCCAAGUAUUUCAUUGGAAGGUGUUGCCACAAUCGUUGGCUUUCAAGGGUGGCCGACAAGCUGGAUGUAGAAAGAUACCUGGCGUAUUGUAUCCUGAUGGCUCAGAGUUCUCCAAGAGGUGCAAAUGCAUUGCUUGGCGAGCAGCUGUUGAGAGGUCGAUAUGUGUGGCGCAGCUUGCUUACCAGGUUAGAGAUCUUGAGUUGAAUAUUAAGUGGAAUGAUCUGGUCAACACUCAACUUUUCCCUCAGUUGGCCAAGGAAUCUAAAAAAUUGGCGAGGCCAUUGAAGAAGGUGACUAUCCGAAGGAAGUGCAUUGAGGGAACGGAGGUGAAGUAUUUACUUGAUUUUGGCAAGAGGAAAACCAUCCCCAAUACUGUCACUAAACAUGGAGUAAUGCUUGAGGAACCGUCGAGUGAGAAGAAGAAAUUUUGGCUGAGUGAGUCUUAUGUUCCUUUAAAGCUCUUGAAGGCGUACGAAGAGAAAAAGCAGGCCCGCAUAAUCAGUAAAGAAAGCCCCACGCUACUUCCCGACGAGGGAAGCAAAAUAAAGAAGCCUCCUCGGCAGAAAGGACUCUCACACCUAUUUUCCAGAGCAGAAAAAGUUGAGGAAUAUCGUUGUGGGCACUGUAACAAAGAUGUGAUCGUCAGGGAGGCUGUGAACUGCCAGUUCUGUAAAGGGUUUUUCCACAAAAAGCAUACCAGGUUGUGUAAAGGCGCUACCAAUUCCAAUCGUACAUAUGCAUGUUACAAAUGUCAGGAUAAGAAAAAUCUGAAGAUAAAAACCAAAAGCCCUAAGGUAAAAACAGAAGGGAGUAAAGUCGCAGCAAGAAGCCUUAAGGUACUACAGGCAGAUGGGAGUAACGUCACAACCAAAAGCCUUAAAGUAAAGUUGGGAGGGAAUGAAGUCACGACUGAAAGCCUUGAAGUUCAGGCAGAAAGCAGGAAAAUUACGACCAAAAGCCACAAAAAACAAUUGAAAAGGAGCAAAAUUAUGGAUAAAAAUUCCAGAGCACAAUCAGGAAGGUUGAAGAUCACAACCAACAGCUGCAGAGUGCAAGUGGAAAGGACUAAAAUCACAUGCAGUAGCUCCAAAGAAACAACCAAAAACAACAAAGUGCGACUAGAAAUGAUCAAAAUCCCAGAAGUUCGACGAUCGCAACGUUCAGUAAAGAAAGUAAGCUACAUGCUAGAUCCGAUGCAAAGUACAAAGCGUGCUGGACCCAAGAAAGGCAAGAAGGUUCAGAUUAAAAGAAAAACGUCUAAGAAAUCUAAGAAUGGCAUUGGUCGCUGCAAGGGGAAGAGAACAAGGGCUUUUCAUGCUUACUGGCUCAAAGGAGUUCUGUGGACACGAAAGUCAUGUGAUGAACGCGGAAUUCAAUUCAGAGAAAGCAAAGUUCUUCUACCAUCACAACAAUCAAAAGAUACUUUUCAGCAACCUGCAUGUGGUCUUUGUCAUGAAGGAUAUGAUUUGAGAUUUACCUACAUUGCUUGUGAAAUCUGUGAAGAGUGGUUUCAUGGAGAUGCCUUUGGGCUUACUAUGAAGAACACCAAUAACCUGCUUGGGUUCAAGUGUCACAAUUGCCUCAAGAGGAGCCCUCCUGUGUGUCCACAUUUGAGGGAUGCUCAAUUGCAUAAUGAGAAACAUGAUGAAGCAAGGAUUGAAUCCAUUAAAGAUUUAUCUGAAGAUGACAAGCAUCCAUGCCAGAUAAAUGGAGAUAGAUCACCAUCAAAAGAUGAUUAUUUGGGUUCAUAUGAUAGUGAAGGACCUGUAUGUAAGAAGCAACGGAUAGAUACUGUUCCAGAUUCUAAUAAGGUCGUCAUGUUGGAAGAAUAGCCUAUUACUGUUGGAUCUCAUGAACCAGAAUAUGAUGGGAAGGACAGCAUACAAAUGAUUACAGAAUUGUUGGAACACGAGGAAGAAGGCGGUUCAAAAGAUAACUCCACAAUCCCAAGGUCGCUUGAUGUUGUGAUGAUGUUUACUAACUCUACUGAGUUGCGUCUGCACUCUGCAGACAAUCCAAUCAUAGACGUGAUUGUUAGAUAGUCUGUGAGUGACAAAAUAUACAUUUAUCUUGAUAACUCACAGCAACUUGAAACAUAUGCUCCAACCAUUUCGUGGAUUUCUAAUACUUUAAAAUGAUUUUUCCUUCCGAAAGGUGAUGGGUCUCAUUUAUAGGAAGAGUUCCAGAAGACAUAGGGAAAAGAACCAAUGUGGUUUAUGGCAUCUUUCUUCUGAUUUUAGUGCACUCAGUGAUGGUUGGAGUUAGUGUAGGGGAGUUGCGAUGAGAUUUCAUUGGUUCCACGCACUGUUUUCUGAAAACUAAAACGGGCUGUUUAUAUGUACAAAGGGGUGUAAAAUGCAUAUAUUUCAUACACAAUAUCCAUGCCUCAACCUGGCAUUCUUUAACUCCCAAAUUGGAUGUGUGCCUGCUACUAAUAAUUCAAAAUGAUUGUAUCCACCAAGGACGAAUUAGAAGGCUUUGGGUUCUGCGGUUGAUUGGGAUUCUGGAGAUGGGUCAUUCAAUUCCGAAAGAUUGUUAGGAUCAUCUUAAACAUGAGUGAAAUCUGCGGAGGCCGGAGGAUAGGCAAAGAAGGGAAAAGGGAGUGGCAUUUAAGUUUUUUAGCUUCCCUUUGGGCGAUAAGGUGGGAAAAAAAUCAGCGCUGCUUCAACAGCAAAAUGAGUGGACUAGUGCAAGUGUUCAAUAGGGAAAUUCUUAAUAUGAAGGAUUGGGGGGCAGUUUAGAUCUUUCAAUCUUCCCUUUUGGCUUUUGAGGGGACUUUGUCUGGGGGUUUGUUGUACUUUUGUAUAUUUGUGGGUUUUGGCUUCGGCCUUUUUAUAUUCUAUCGUCAUUGUUCAAAAAAAUAAAAAUAAAUAAAGAAAGAAAGAAAUCUGAGCCAUCCAGGGGACACCGGCCACAUUUUUAAGUUCCCGAAAUACCCUUAAAUUUAAUUAAAGGCCUCUCAUGUCCUUUGAAUUUUCAAUGUUUGGUAUCCUCCAAAAACUAAUUGUGAGGGUAAAAAUGUCUAAACUCUACUCUCGUUAUAUAUAGUAUUGAUAUUUGUAGUUCAUGUAGGUGCCUACUUAUAAAGAAAAGGUAGCCCUUGAUUACACCCACCUUGAUUAAUCUACAUAUUAUCAUUUCUUGAUAUGAGAGUUAUUCUAACAGACCACACUAUUUCAAUUCCAAAAAAAGAAAAAAGGAAAAAAAAAAAAAAGAAAAAGAAAAAGGAAAAGUUUGUAUUUAAACCAAUCAGCUUGGGUGGAGAUAUCCAAUUCCAAAAAAAGAAAAGAAGAAAGUGUAGGUUUCACCAAGGUAUUAAAGCAUAGACAACUACCUUCUUUUGUUUGUAAUUCUAUACCAAAUGUUUGAGAUUUUACCCAGUUGUUUGUAGUGUUACCAGGACACUUCUACUUUUUAGUAUUUUGGCAUGCCAACACUUGGACACUCCAAGACAACAUGCCACUCUAGGAUGUCUAGGUAACACUAGGUCUAGGAUGCAAAUGGAAGUUGAUUGCUCCCUAAUCUGGGGUUGGGUAAAUCAGUUUCAUGGUUAAUGAUUGGAAGAACUCUAGAGGGUAUGAGGGGAAAUCAUCCUCAAACCUUGAGUUUGGACAAGUGGAGCCCCGAGUAAGUGAUUCAAAAUGUGAGUAUAAUGGACUCCACUGUUAGGGAUGCAACUUGGGUUGGGUUGGGGUCAACCUGAACCCCAACCUUGUCAGCCUGAGCUGACCCAUUUUCGUAUUACCCAAACAACUCCGACCUAGGGUUGACCUGCCCCAACUCAUUACAAAUUUUUGGAUUUGGUUAAAGCAUGCAGUUAUGAUUUGUGAUCUUAGCUUCUUUGUCAAGGCUGAAAUCAAGCAAUGAGAAGGGUUUGUAGCAUCAUCAACAAUGUUGCAGAGUACUUUGGAGGAAUGAUGCUUGGUCUACCAGCCAAUUGGUUGUUGUCCGAGAAAUGGGGGUGGAGAGUAUGAUGACAAGGUGGAGAAUGGAAGAGAUAGGUUCUGUGAUGGGAGGCAAGGGGGAUGUUGUGCUCCUCUGGAAUCAUUGGGAGGGGUAGAUGACAUGGAAAGGUGUAGUGCUGUGGAGGACCACUUUCUCUGGUGGAGUGUAGAUUAAUGAAUCCUAAUGGAAACUUGUGGGUACGUCGUAGCCGGGUAGUGAUGCAACAGAUGGCAAUGGGAAAGAUAUUAGCUGUCCGUCAUUUUCAAAAUUCAAGUCUUUCUCUAAUGGAGUGCGAAUCAAUGAAUCCUAACGGAAACUUGCAGGUACGUGGUAGCUGGGUCCUGAUGCAACAGAUGGCGAUGGGAAAUAAUACUAGCUCUCUGUCAUUUUCAAAUUUCAAAAGUCGCAGUGAGCCUCAUGGAGUGGGGUUGGGGGUAAAUUGAAGUUGAUCUCUCUGUAAUUUGGGGUUGGGGCUAAAUCAAUUUCAUGGUUAAAUGGUUGGAAGAACUCUAGAGGGUACGAGGGAAUAUCCAUUUUAUCCUUGAGCUGAGUUUGGGGUUUGGACAAGUGGGGCCCACGAGUCAGUGAUUUGAAUUGUAAGUAUAAUGGACUCCACCAAUAGGGUUGCAACUUGGGUUGGGUUGGGGUCAACCCGAAUGUAAUGAGUCGGGUUUGUGAGGAACAUACUAGUGUGAUCAUGAAGCAGAAUGAAAUGUGUCGUGUGGGUGGGAGACCUCAAUUUGUGAUUUCUCAUAUGAAAAAGGGUGGGUGGCAGAAUUACUCCAUGCAUGCGUGAUAGUCAUGAAUUGAUGGAUCUUUCAAUCAUGGGUUGUUGAUUCACCUAGUCUAGCAAUCAAGAAGAUGCAAUCAUGUACCCAUACCAUGUACCAGGUUUCCAAUAUGUACAAUCAACAUGACCCAAAUCGCACAUUGAGAAGCAAUAAGGGAAAGAUGAAUACAUAAGAAAACACAAAAUUGCAGUAUUGAGGUCCAUGAUGGAGAAGACAAGCUGAAAAUUUUCACUAUGUAGAAGUGUGGUAGUACAAGCAAGAGCCACCUUUUCAGAUAUGCUUAACCAUAAUCCUAUUAAAAAUGGGUUACACUCUGUACUAAAAAUAAAUCUUGAAAAUUUUGGAAAAAUACUUAUCUUGAGGUUCAUAUAAUUCCUCCAGGGAAGGAAACUGAAUCUUUUAUUCGUUCAAGGAAGAAUUUAUUAUGCUGAUACUUUUCAUACUUAGAAGUUGAGUCACCAACUGACCUUUUUAAUCAGAUAACUUGAUCAUUUACCAGUACUCUUCAUUCACAAUGGUUAUGAACAGGAUUCAGUACCUCAAGAAUCAUUAGGUGUUCAGCAUCUCAUAUUCACGUUAUGAUUGAUGCUCAAAAUGCCCUUUGAAUGAACUUAAUUGUUUAUUGUCAUUAUAGUAUCCUGGAACUCACUUGAUGUUUCUGCUGUAGAGGAAAUAUUCUAUGCUAAAGACUCAAUGAAAGUCUCUCUCUCUCUCUCUCUCUCUCUCUCUCUCUCUCUCUCUCUCUCUCUCUCUUUACAUGCACACACUCAUGCACUCACACCAUAGUGGGAUUUCACCACAAUGUAUACUCGAACCCAUGAUCUUGUGUUGAAAUUCUUGUGAGUCUACCAUUGAAGCAUGAGUAAGGACCCCAAUGAAAGUAUAUCUUUGUUCAACCAACAAACCAUGCUUGUGUCCACCUUUCAUCGGGUGGCAACCUAUACUAAACAAGUCAAGCCGCAAGUAAGCCACCAAAUAGGACUACCCAUAUGAUUGGCAAUUUCCUCAUGGAAUAUGGAUAGCUCACCAAACUAUCAAUUCACAGGCCAUCUAUCAGGCAGUUAAGAUCAUCAUAUGGAGGGGAGUUUUGGGUUAUGGCCAAGCUAUUGUGGAUCAAUGUUGUGGAUUAAAUGAAUUUGGGUCCAACCUACACAGUGGCUAGGAUGAACCGCAAUAUGCUGUUUCAUAACUUACAUUCCUUGUGCAUCAUACCUCUUCUUCGAUUUGGGUACUUGAAAUCCAGUAAGAUUCUGAUACCAUUUUCUUUUGUUCCCUUGUAGGUACCAAAAGCACGUCGUGAUGGUGGGUUUGGUUUGGUAUGAAUCAGGGAUCUUAUGAUUUUUCUGUAGCUGAUGUAAAUCCACCAGAA
Molecule: messenger RNA, 10263 nt
Organism: Magnolia sinica
Lineage: Eukaryota; Viridiplantae; Streptophyta; Magnoliopsida; Magnoliales; Magnoliaceae
Product: DDT domain-containing protein PTM
Exons: 10
Coding region: 144-5990 (1948 amino acids)
Source: RefSeq, a predicted model, not a curated record